UACGUAUCGCAAGAUUAGGUUUACCACAUCAAAACGUGUGGGCCGUUUAGAUUAGUCAUUCGUCAUAACAUACAUAAUAGACGCUCGCUUUGCCAUUUUUUAAAAAAUACUCUUAAGAUUUUUAAACAUAUAUCUGCGUUGAGAUUAACGGUUAAAGCAGUAAGAUUGACUCGCAUUUCAAUUUUGAACCUGAUUUGGCAGAUCUCCUUGCCUAACGCGAGCGCAUUCGAUACUUCGAAUAUUCUAUAUUCUCGUUUGGUUUUAAGUGCGUCAAUGCCCAGCCAAAUAGCACGAAGUAUCUCUUUCAACGCUAACCAACUUCAACUAAAAAUAAAGCUUGUGUUCUCAUAUUUAAAGGAAUAGCGAACCAUUCUCGUUUCUCAUUUUGAUCUUUUGCUAUGACCCUCGAAUAUUUUUUUAUCCGUCUUUAAUUUUCUGAAUCCGUGGCUUAUUGGCGUGCCUGGCAGGUCAUUAAUCUUAAAUUAAUUCGAAGAAGAAGGUGCGCGCCAAGGUGGCUCCAGAAACCUUUUCCCGUCUCUAUUCCAACCAAUCAGAUCCAAGAAUGUGCAUCGCGGAUUGAAAUACAAAGCGGGAUGCCUUUCGCGGGAGCAAUACACCGACUAUUUCCAUCGUUGGACCAUUAAUCAAAGAGGCAGUUGGCCUUUGUGCUAGAGAGAUCAAUAAAUCUUUGGAUAGACUUACACAGGUUAAACAGGGUCACCCUUAUCAUGUGCAUUGUCUUAAUGUAAAGCGGAAACGGAAUAGGACCGAACCUUUACUACUUUAGGGUUUUUGUAAGUGACAUUUCGUUUCCAUUGGUGUGAUGUAAUACAAAAUGUCUGAAAGGCUUGGAAUGCCAUCCUAGAGGGCUGGUCAAACUGCUGUAACUGGUUUUGGCGGCCAAGCACCACCCCUUGUAUGUUUAGUUCCGAGCGUCUUUGGAAAAUUAGAGAUUUUCAACUUCAAAACUGCAUAGUAUUAGCCUAGAGUGUCGGUACUUGUUCAGAUAGGUAUAAAAAUGACACAGUAAACAUUCCUUCAGGCCAAAAGGCAAGAUCGUGCUUCUUAGCGUCUCAAGGAGUGUUCUAAUUGGCUAGGACAGAUCACGUGAGCCCUUGAGAAUGUCUUAUUAGCUCGUUUUGUCAUAAAUCACUAUUUUGAGGUUAAGAUGUCAGGCGCAUGUAAAUCUAAGUCGGCAAACAUGGAGCUCUCUACUUCUUAUGCAAACUCGGAGACAAUGCUGCAAAACUACUCGCAACAGCUGUGCCAAGCAAGAGAGUGCCAAAUUGGACAGGCUAAAAACUCUCGCGAUUGUUAUAUUGGACAAAAUGUGGGUGUAGUUGAGCAAGAGGGUGCGUAUCAAAGGCCUUGUGGGGCAUUAGAAGAGCCAAGUAAGAGCUCCAAUUUGUUAAGUGCAGUGAGAAUACAAGAGUAUUUGUUGGAGCCGAUGUACUCCUGGAUGAAGCCGAAGAAAGGUGAUCCAAAUCAGUUCGUUCGAACCUCAAAAAGGCAUCGCACAAGUUACUCCAACAAGCAGCUUCUCGAGCUGGAGAAGGAGUUCCACUUCAGUAGAUAUCUUUGUACAACUCGAAGGAAAGAAAUCUCCAAGUCACUUCAUUUGUCUGAACGACAAGUCAAAAUAUGGUUUCAAAAUCGUAGAAUGAAAUGGAAGAAAGACGAAAAGCUCAAAGGACAGCAAACUUUUCAAGCACAUUCCGACGAGAAUAUAGAUUUACGCUCGAUGUCGCAUAUUCCUCGAAUGCCUUCAUUUGAACAAAAUUCUCAUUACUUUUAAACUGGUGUAUUUUUGUUUCGUUAUAGAUUUGCAAGGCACAUUAGGGCUUAAACGCUAGCUUCAAGUUGUCUACAGUAGUAGUUUUGUGUGUUUUAUAUGUGUGGGAUUCUUUGUCUUGUUAGCGCAGAUCAUUCACCGCGUGCUCUCAACGUAAUCCGACCUCUAAUCACGUCAAGAAAAGACUAUUUGGCGCUCGCUUUUUAGACACUUCUUCCAAAGUCAACCCUAAUGAAAUUUAUAAUUAUAUUUAUUACCAACCCCUAUGUAUUUGUAUUGCUAUAGUUAAAUGCUAUACUUGUUUGUGUAUUACUUGGUAAAAGUGAUCAGUGGAUAUUUGAAAUGGCUGCCCAAAGAGCAGCGAUCUUCGCUACAAUAGCGAACGUUUAACUCAGUUAAAUACUCUAGCAUUUAAUGUGAAAAUAUAUACUUCAACCCAGAAUAAAUACUUCAGUUACAUUAUA
Actinia tenebrosa (Australian red waratah sea anemone) is the source of this 2256-nucleotide messenger RNA. RefSeq names its product homeobox protein Hox-A5. The record is from RefSeq and is a predicted model, not a curated record. NCBI's taxonomy places the organism in Eukaryota, Metazoa, Cnidaria, Anthozoa, Actiniaria, Actiniidae. Gene Ontology annotation, molecular function: RNA polymerase II cis-regulatory region sequence-specific DNA binding; DNA-binding transcription factor activity, RNA polymerase II-specific. Gene Ontology annotation, biological process: regulation of transcription by RNA polymerase II. Gene Ontology annotation, cellular component: nucleus.